AUGAUCCCGGCGGCGGCCGGUGCAGCGCGGGCCACAGGCGCGGCGCGCGAAACCUUGGUCCCCGCGGAGCGUGGCGGCGGGCGGACGGGCAGGCGCGGGACUCUGGAGCCCAGGGCCCGGCUUUGUUUUCCUUGCCUCCUCGGCGGCGACGCUCUGGGGUCGUCCGAUCGGCGCCGGACACCGCGCUCGGAAGGGAAGGGGAGGACAAAAAAAGACCAAAUGGCCAAGCAACCUUCUGAUGUAAGUUCUGAGUGUGACAGAGAAGGUGGACAAUUGCAGCCUGCUGAGAGGCCUCCCCAGCUUAGGCCUGGGGCCCCUACCUCCCUACAGACAGAACCGCAAGACAGGAGUCCGGCACCCAUGAGUUGUGACAAGUCAACACAAACCCCAAGUCCUCCUUGCCAGGCCUUCAACCAUUAUCUCAGUGCGAUGGCUUCCAUAAGGCAGUCUCAGGAGGAACCUGCAGACGUUCGCCCUGAGAUACGGAUUGCACAGGAACUUCGGCGGAUUGGAGACGAGUUCAAUGAAUCCUACACGAGGAGGGCUGAAGACCACCCUCACCACCCUCAAAUGGUUAUCUUACAACUGUUACGUUUCUUCAUCCGUCUAGUAUGGAGAAGGCAUUGACAGGAUCUUCAUGCAGCCAAGGAUACAUGUGGACAUUGCUCUUGUUCAGACCGCCAGAACCCCAGCACUUCAGUCUCCUGGUGCCGUGAAGAUGCAGCGGCCGCCGGCGCUGCCGGUGGCGGUGGCUCUGUACCAGAGAGGUGCUGAGGGCGGACGACACACUGGACACACCGCACUGUGUCGACGUGAACUUAACCUUUCUGUUCCUCACCACAUGGCAGAAUUUCCAACAGACGUUCAUUGUGAAUGUAAACGAGGGAGGGCUCUUCUCUUUUUAAUGUACAGAUUCUGGGUCUUUUGGCAUCGAGUCAAAUGCAAGAGAGGUGUUUACAUGUGGUGUGGUCAUGUGGUUUUUAAACCCUCUUUCUUUGAUAACUGUUUGGGUUGGGGGGGGCUGUUUUUUUGUUUUUGUUUUUGUUUUGUUUUGUUUUUUUUCCAGAAAGGAAAUGAAAACUUUUUAGCCAACUUGUGGAUGAUUUUUAUACUAAAAUUCUAAGAACCUGACUCCAAUUCUCAGAGGAUUAUGUAAGCCUGCAGUGGGAACUGAGCCAGCUGAUUUAUAAGGCUGCCUUAGUUUAUUUUUAGAGAUUACUGUACAGACUUUUUCAACAGGGAGAGUAUGGUGCUGCCCUCUCUCCUUUGCCGUGACUUCCUUGAGUUUCUUUUUUAAUUAUUGCUACCAAAACAGUUCUUACGAAAUGGAAUGGAUUCAAGUGGCCAAGGGUCGAUUUCGGUGUGCCAUUCCCAUUUUGUAAAUACUUACCUCCUUAGCUCAGUUGCUUCUGUCUCAAAAUGUCACCCUUUUUGUGGUUUCCCUCAUCUCCUCCUGCUCCUCCGUCUGUCUCCACACUGAUGCACAGGUUUGGCCCAGGGUGCUCUCGUGAUGCAGUGUGUUUGGGUCAGCAGGGCUAGGGGCUGCCGGGAUUGUUCCCAGCCCCAUCAAUCAAGCUGACUCCCGGGAAGGGCUCUUGAGCACCUCACUGUCUUGUGGUGGACUUGUUUGUCCCUUGCAUCUCGAGAGAAUGCAGACUCACCCAACACUUAGGGAAGCUGUUAGCUCUUUGGGUUGCAGGCUUUCCUGCAGUCAUAGGCUCUGCUUUACUGCAUGUACCAGAUGGGCCCACACUUUUCUUGGGGAUUGGCCGGGUCAUUUCGGGAGCAAGGGGCUCAGGGAGUCAUUUACCACGCUUCUUGGCAUUUAGCCCUGCUCAUCCCAGCUGGCCCAUGAUGCCUGAACUUUAUCCCCAUUCCUUUGAACCUACCUUGAAAUAGAGACUGGCUCUGCCUCACCAGUUACCUACCAUACAUAGGAAACCUCCGUGACACCGAGUGAAACAUUCUUUUUGGUCUUCCAAAAGAUGACUGACCACUUUGUUCUCCAUUUCCCUAAUAGUUGGAUCUUGUUGGGCCGUCUGUGUCUGGGGUGGGGGGUGCUCUUUCUUGGUACCUACCCCUUAGGACCACGUGCACCAGGAGGCCACACAUUGGUCAGUCAUUUCAAGAGCAGGCAGGACUGGAAGUGUAUAGAUAGCCUGGUGAAGGAGCACUUCCCUAGCAUGUGCAGAGGCCCCGGGUUCCCUCCGAAGCACCUCCUAAGACAAACAGCACACAUGUAGACAGACAAGCAGGGAAGACAGAGGAAAGAACACCGGAGUGGUGGGGGGAGACUGUGAGCCCUCUAACUUGUGAAAACGUCAAUCAUCAGGCAGCUUGCGUAGAGAAGUGCGUGCAUUUCCCAGCAAGUCUGCGCUGCCAGCAACUGUGUUCACUUUUGCCCCAUAGAGGGCCAGUGUUUUUAUGUCAUUGAGUAGAGAAAUCCAUUCAUUCCUACGUUCCUCUGUGUGUGUGCGCGUGUGCGUGUGCGUGUGCGUGUGUGUGUGUGUGUGUGUGUGUGUGUGUGUGUGUUGUGUGUUGUGUGUGUGUGUGUAUUGCCUGUAUGCUUUUCCUUCUAGAUUGAGAUCAUUUGAUUCCAAAUAUUCUUCCUUUUAAACCCACUUCUUUCCCAGCUUCCUUAGACUUUUAAUAGUUUGAAAGCUGUGUUGGCACUCACCUUGUUCCCUGAUGUGUUGAGCCUCGUGGAGGGUUCCCCAUAUGGCCCACUGGUAAAAAGUGAUAUUGAGUGCAGCCAUGGUUCUGCUAGACACACACACACACACACACACACACACACACACACACACCAAAGACAUACUUGGUUCUGGGCCACCCACCUCCUAGGACCUUCGUGCUCAUGUGCCAGUCUCUCCGACUGGAGCACUUUACUGUUUCAGCCCUGUGGCUCUGUGGUACCUCCUGGGCAGGUGCAGAAGGCUCCCAGAGCCAGGUGCCAGUGGCAUGUGUGACCCCUCAAGCAUGCCUACCUCUGGCCCAUUGGCCUCCAGCCUGGGGCUGACCAUCAAAGCAGCUCAUGGAGAAAUAAAAGAUUCUAUGAAUUGUAGAAUUCAAGGACAGGAUGUGGCACCCAGACCUUAGACACGACUGGAUGUCCCUGUACUGUAUCUGUUUAUUGAAAUGCAAAUUAGGAAAUAUGUCUGCCUACUGUGGGUAGACCCUUGUACUUAAUUUUUAUUUUAUUAUUGUUAUCUCUCUUUUUUGUAGAACAAAAACUAGAUCCCCCAACCUCUCUCUCUCCCUCUCUCUCUCUCUCUCUCUCUCUCUCUCUCUCUGUGUGUGUGUGUGUGUGUGUGUGUGUGUGUGUGUGUAAACAUAAUGCGGGUUUUGUGCCUUGGCAGCCUCCCCAUGUGAGGUUUGUGAGAAGGUGAAGUCCUGUGACUUCACCCCAAGAUGCAAUAAACACAAAAUGACUUCCUGAGUGACUCUUCAGAUUUCCUUCCU
Molecule: messenger RNA, 3462 nt
Organism: Peromyscus leucopus (white-footed mouse)
Lineage: Eukaryota; Metazoa; Chordata; Mammalia; Rodentia; Cricetidae
Gene: Bcl2l11
Product: BCL2 like 11
Biological process (GO): meiosis I
Source: RefSeq, a predicted model, not a curated record